This is a messenger RNA of Eimeria acervulina, 1314 nucleotides long. RefSeq names its product plasmodium falciparum CPW-WPC domain-containing protein, putative. The record is from RefSeq and is a predicted model, not a curated record. Lineage: Eukaryota; Apicomplexa; Conoidasida; Eucoccidiorida; Eimeriidae. The coding region runs from base 1 to 1314 and encodes 437 amino acids. The transcript has 4 exons.
AUGGUGUACCUGCCUAUACACCCGAAAGUUGCACAACCCCCGCGGGAGCCUCUGCGUGCACGUCGCGUUCGUCCUUAUGAACGAAUUGCAGCGACAGCACCUGAAAAAGAAACAUUAAAGAAAGACCUUUCAAGCGCAAUGGAAGAAACAGAAAAAGAAAUAGAAGAAACGCUCGGAGGACCGCCAGCUGUUGAACAGCCCGAGAAAGAAAAAGAAGAAAAAGCAAGAUCUAAAGGAAAUUUCCUUACGAAAAUAAUGGAAGAAGCUUCUCGAGUAUUCGCGAUGAUCAAUUUCUGGUAUAAAUAUGAAAAGGAAGCAGGAGCGCAACAAACAGAACCAACAGCAACAGCUUCUUCUGAAUCUGCAGCAUUUAGAGAUAAUGUUCUCCGCAGUCUUCAGCAGCCCUUACCAGCAGCAGGAGGAGCAGCAGAAGGAGCAGCAGCAGCAGCAACAGCAGCAGGAGAUUGCAUGCGUGACUACUCUGUGCAGUGUCCUGAAGGUUUCAUAGAAGAAGGCUCCAACUGUAUAGCCACCGCCUCUUAUAAGGGCCCCUGUGCGCAGCAGCAGCCGGAGCUGCAUAUUCUAAGUGCUGCUGCGAAGGCUGUUUGGGGCUUUGCUUGCAAAGCAGCAUUCCCGUGCAUGCAGGAGCACUGUCCUAACGGCGUAGAUUAUACUCAACCAUGUCCUAUUGGCUUUGUUCUUGAAGCAGAUAAAACUUGCUCAGCAGCAGCCCCAGCCUCUGCUAGCAGCACCACUGCGGCUGCUGCUGCUGCUGCUGCUCGGGAGUGUGCAGGCCCUCUCGCUGCAGCAGUAGCAGCAGGCGACAGCAUAGCGAAGGCGCGUUUAGAGGGAAUGUGCGGCUUGCGGUGGCCGUGUAAGAAGAAGAUUUGUAUAAAAGAUUUCAGCAGCGACUGCCCAACAGGUUGGGUUCAGAAGCAACACAACUCGGGUGUAUGCACAGCUCCACCUACAUACAAAGGCCCUUGUGAAAAAGAAUUAAAUCUAAAAGAAUAUAAAGGCAGCAGCAGCCUUAAACGCGCGUUAGAGAAACGCUGCAACGUAUCUUGGACCUGCAGCAGCAGCAGCAGCAGCAGCAGCAGCAGCAGGGAGAAGCUGCGCGACUUCAGCAGCCCGUGCCCUUUGAGUUGGGUGCUGCAGGAAGACGGAAGCUGCAGAGGGCCGCCCACAUACACCGCAACAGACAAAUGCAGCUCUAACAUUUUUUUAAAAGAUAAAACGCUCGAAGAAAAAGAAAUUAUCGCAUCUGCAUGCAACCUCUACUUCCCGUUCGCCGGUAAGAUAAAACAAAUUUAA